Messenger RNA from Bipolaris sorokiniana ND90Pr, 651 nucleotides. RefSeq lists its product as uncharacterized. The transcript has a single exon. Lineage: Eukaryota; Fungi; Ascomycota; Dothideomycetes; Pleosporales; Pleosporaceae. The annotation marks the transcript as partial. The record is from RefSeq and is a predicted model, not a curated record.
CCUAGGACUAAGCAGGAAGUCGCUCUACUCAUUGAAACCGCUUCAUGUGGCAAUCUGCUUCCAAAAUACAAAAGCGCCUGGUACUCCUUUGGGUUUGUUUGCACGACGAAUGAAGAAGACGAGCGACGACUUGCAGGCCUCUACGCUGUCCUCAUAGGGGAAACAUACACUCCAGAAAGUUUCCAUGAGCUCCAAAACGCCCUAGAGACGUGCAAUCUAGCAAUUCUAUUCGAUACAAAGGGAUAUGGAAACUUCCGUGAACUUUCUACCCACUUGGAAACUUUCCUCGUUGCCCCACGCGAACAGCGCCCCACAGUAUGGCGUUUGAAGCAGUUCAUUCAUGACGCCGAUAGCACGGAUCCACCAGCUUGCCUUCAACGCGACUACGGCUUUAAGUACUGCAAGCAAAGGGACGAAGUUAUGUGUCUUAAGUUCAUCUACAGCAAGAUGCUUGAGAAGAUGGAAGUAAUGGAGUUACAUAGUGCUUGCGUACAUGGCAGGCUAUACGAGACUGCUAUACGCAUGGGAGUAUCUAUUCGUACCAAGGAUGAAAGGCUCAUGAAGAACGACUAUCCUUCGCCUUUUAUUGGGUUUGACAACACUUCUGGACUUGAGAAUUAUCGGAAACCGUUGUUCAAGAAGCAGCAGAAG